GCGUAGCGAGUUUGCCGGUUUGAGGUUAUUAUUAUAGUCAUGACAUCAUUCUGUUUGUUUUUAUUGUGAUUAAUACAAAUUUGCCUUAUAAAUUAAAUUCGUACGGGAUUACUAUAGAAGUGCAGUCAUAAAAAGACAUUCGAGAGAUAAUACCGUUACAUAUGUGGGUACUGCAAAUGUAAAUAUUUUGCGAAUACUUUUAAGCAGCUGUAUUUUUAGACUUAACAAAUAAGUUAUUAAAAUGAGUGUCAGUAAAGCUACCGAAGACACCAAUUUGGUGAAGAAAUCUUCUGGAGAUCCUAGUAUUAUCAGCAUCAUUCUCAAUGUUGUUAAAAAGGCUUCUGUAGUUGGUAUCGUCUACUUUGCCGGUUACAUGCAAUGGUCCGUAGCAUGGUUCAUAGGGCCCGUUAUAUUAUUCGUACUUAGGGAUCAAUGGAAAAAAUCAAGCGAUACCAGGCGAGCCAUUGCCAAAGCCGCAGCUUUGUCUAGCGAGAAGGAUGUAGUAUUGGCUAGACUCAAUGAUUUACCUGCUUGGGUGUUUUUCCCUGACAUUGAACGAGCAGAAUGGCUUAACAGAAUAAUAAAACAAGUUUGGCCAAACGUGAACCACUAUGCUCGGUCAAUCGUAAGGGACUCCAUUCAACCAGCUUUAAAGAAAAGUUUGGAAAAAUAUAAACUGCAUGGUUUUAAGUUCGAGAGGAUUAUUCUUGGUACAGUGCCGUUUCGUAUUGGAGGGGUUAAGGUUUACGAUAAGAAUGUGGACAGAAACGAAAUUGUUAUGGACCUGGAUAUAUUUUAUGCCGGAGAUUGUGACAUAACUUUCUACUUGUCUGGAAUGAAAGGUGGAAUAAGGGACUUCCAGCUGCAUGGCAUGCUUCGUGUCGUAAUGAAGCCAUUGAUAACAAACAUGCCACUGAUAGGUGGUCUUCAGGUAUUCUUUUUAAACAAUCCCGACAUAGAUUUUGAUCUAUUGGGAAUUGCAGACGUGUUGGAUAUGCCUGGUUUGAGUGACAUUUUGAGACGUAUAGUGGUUGAAACAGUGGCGUCGCUGAUGGUAUUGCCGAAUAAAUUCCCUAUAAAACUAAGUGAUGAAGUGGAGGCAGUUGAACUGAAGGCGCCAGAACCAGAGGGCGUUCUAAGGGUUCACGUUAUCGAGGCCAGACAUCUCAUGAAAAAAGAUAUCAGCGUCCUUGGAAAAGGGAAGUCGGAUCCCUACGCAGUUGUAACCGUAGGCGCGCAAGAAUUCAAAACUAAAGUGAUAGACAACAGCGUAGAUCCUAAAUGGGACUACUGGUGCGAGUUCCAAAUACUGGAAUCCAAUGGGCAACAGCUAUAUGUUCAUUUAUGGGACAAAGAUGACACAGGUGAUGAUGAAACUCUAGGAAGGGCUACCAUCGAGAUUUCAAACAUCGUUAACAAAGGAUCUGACGAUAUGUGGGUUACAUUGGAACAAGCCAAACAUGGAAUGGUACAUCUCAGAUUGACUUGGUUAUCACUAAGCAAAAAUUAUGGGGAUCUAGAUGCGGUGCUACAAGAAACCCAAAUGCUUAGAGCUUCAAACUUGAACACAGCUCUACUUACGGUGUUUUUGGAUUCUGCAAAAAAUCUACCUCAAGCAAGAGCGUCCACAAAACCUGACCCUUAUGCCGUUCUAAAAGUCGGCAACAGCACCCAGCAAACAAACGUUUUGAUGAGGACCAUCCACCCAGUAUGGGAACAGGGUUUUACAUUCUUGGUUUCCAACCCAGAAAAUGAUUCAAUGUUCUUGAGCAUAAUGGACCAGAAAACCUCUACGGAAAUCGGAAAUAUCAUCUACAAAAUUAAGAACCUCGGCAACAGGACAAAUUUGGAAGUGAGCAAGGAACCGUUUUCCUUGCUGAAAUCUGGACCUGAGAGCAAAGUCGUCAUGUCCAUACAUUUAAGGAUUUUGAAAAGAACUGGUGAGGAACCAUCGAUGAUGAUGAUGGGUGAUGACCCAAAGGCUGCAGAAUUUACGACAUUUGCCACAGAGUGGGAUACUGCUACUGUGUCCGAAGAUGGCAGUCAAGGCUCCAAUCGUACAGGAAAAGACAAAGAGGAGUUAUCAGGUGUAGAGAGACGCUCUGUAGAUGCCGGUGAAGUCGAUGAAAUUAUAGAAGAUAGUUCUAUAUCACUUGUCAGCAAUGUCCCUUCAACACAUAACACGGAAGGGUUGCUUCACAGGACUCCUAGUAUCACUUCUUCCGCAGGUGAAGCAGGACUGGGCAGAAUCCAAAUGACUUUAAGAUACAGUGUGCAAAGGCAGCGUCUGAUUGUAGUUGUCCACAAAGUUAUGAAUAUUCCAAUCAAAGAUCCAUCUAACAUACCUGAUCCUUAUGUGAAGCUCUACUUACUCCCUGAAAGGGCUAAAGAUACCAAGAGAAAAACUCAGGUAAUUAAAGAUAACUGCAAUCCAGUUUUUGAUGAAAGUUUCGAGUACGUGCUUAAUCCUGCAGAAUUGGGAACGAAACAACUGGAAGUUACCGUUGGUACACAGAAACAGUUGUUCUACUCUAGCAGUAACAUUUUGGGUCAAGUAAUCAUCGAUCUUGGAAAACUUAAUUUGAGCCAGCCUUACAAUAUGUGGUUCGACUUACAACCAGAAAUUGAUCAUGACUAAAAAAUUGGAGCUUGAAAGAUUGACUGAAGAUUAGAUCUGAUUUUGUUGAGAGAAUGUGGAUCUUACCAAAACCCACGAAACAUUUUUAGUCUAAAUUUGACAAUAUCAGAUCUAAUCUCAAAAUGUUUAUUUAUUAAUAUUAUACUUGUGAUUUCUAAUGUGCUUACGUCUGGCAAAGCGACAUUAAAUAUGCUCUUGCAUGCAUAUAUGUAUGUAUGUAUGUCAUUAAUUCAAUUAAAUAAUUAAUACAAGAACCGUCAGAUAUAAUUUUCCGUACAAAUAUGUUUAAUUUUUUCAUACCUGUUGUUUCACUUUGAAAUAUGUUUGCUACCCAUAAAUUUCCAUUAGUUUGUAAAAGGUCGCUCAGGAUAAAAGACAAUCUAAUCAAAAUGCUUGUUACUUUCUAUACCAGCAAAAAUAUUCGUAUUUCGUACAACUACUGGUAAUCUAAACAACGUGGAACAAUAAUAUGAGAGGAUACAAAAUUAUUUGCUCAUUUUUUCAAAAUAUGUUUUCAAAAUUUAAUAGAAAACCAUAAAGAAUGUAUUAUAGAUUCUAAAUAUGUUUAAUUUAUUGAUUUAAUUUUAGGUACCAGAUAAUCGGGUAUACGUAGUGAGCUGUUGUUUAUUUUAAGUUUAACAAAAUAGAAAAAAUACUUGACUAUACGUAUCGCAUUACUCUUGAGAAAGGUGAAAGAUUUUGUUUAAUUUUAGUGCACUUAAAGAUCUGACGCUGACAAAUAUAAAAAUUAUUUUUCUUCUAUGUAUAUUCUACAAUGUUUUUACUUUUUUAUAUUAUAUAUAUUGUUAUAUACACUGUUUAAUUAAAUGUUG
Anoplophora glabripennis (Asian longhorned beetle) is the source of this 3471-nucleotide messenger RNA. RefSeq names its product extended synaptotagmin-2 (gene Esyt2). The record is from RefSeq and is a predicted model, not a curated record. The coding region runs from base 242 to 2638 and encodes 798 amino acids. Lineage: Eukaryota; Metazoa; Arthropoda; Insecta; Coleoptera; Cerambycidae. Gene Ontology annotation, biological process: lipid transport. The transcript is spliced from 20 exons. Gene Ontology annotation, molecular function: lipid binding.